Molecule: messenger RNA, 2159 nt
Organism: Menidia menidia (Atlantic silverside)
Lineage: Eukaryota; Metazoa; Chordata; Actinopteri; Atheriniformes; Atherinopsidae
Source: the annotation of a GenBank genome assembly
AUGGCUGGCUGUACCAGCCGCUGCAGGCAGGGGGUUCUCAAGCUGAUCCAGUCCCUGCAGAGGUUGGUCUCAGGAACCCUCACCAAAGGUACCGCUGGUUUCCACGGUGACAACAUGGGUGCAGUGGUGGGCACUUUGACCAUGCAAACAAAACAGAGGAGACCAUCGAGAGAUAAAUCAGAUGACGAGCUUGAGAUGACAAUGGUGUGCUACAGGCCGGAGGGCCUGGACCAACUGGAAGCCCAGACAAACUUCACCAAACAGGAGCUGCAGAUUCUCUAUCGUGGUUUCAAAAACGAAUGCCCCAGCGGAGUCGUAAAUGAAGAGACAUUUAAACAUAUUUAUGCACAGUUCUUCCCACACGGAGAUGCAAGCAUGUAUGCACACUAUCUUUUCAACGCAUUUGAUACUACAAACAAUGGCUCCAUUAAGUUUAAGGACUUUGUGAUGGGGCUGUCCAUUCUGCUGCGGGGAACGCUUCGGGAAAAGCUGGAGUGGACAUUUCAUCUUUAUGACAUCAACAGAGAUGGAUACAUAAACAGAGAGGAAAUGACGGAGAUUGUGAGGGCCAUUUAUGACAUGAUGGGGAAGUACACGUACCCUGCAUUAAAAGGAGACGUCCCACAGCAACAUGUGGAUGCCUUUUUCCAGAAAAUGGAUAAGAAUAAAGAUGGAGUGGUGACUCUGGAGGAAUUCGUUAUAGCCUGUCAAGAGGAUGAAACUAUGAUGAGAUCCAUGCAGCUGUUUGAAAACGUGAUGUGAGACGACGAGGGGAAAUGAGGGAGACAAAGUCCUGGAAAAAGAGUGUGUGUGUGUGUGUGGUUCAUAUGUGCAAUACCUCCAGUCUAUCCUCCUCCUCGUCCCCCUUCUCUCCAGCUGGGAAGUUGAUACAACCAGAAACUCGGGUAGUGAUGAUGAUGAUGUGAAUGAAGGGAAUGGAGUGGAAUGCUUUUCGCCUUCCUGCCAAGUUUUUGCCACACAGCAAACACGAAGUGACUGAUGUGACAGGCUUGGACACUGAAACAUUGCUUUCAGCCCUGUUAUAAGGAUUGGCCUUUUACAGACAAGAUGCUCCUAUAUCACAAGGCUGUGCCUGACCUUUAAAGAGCCACACAUUGAAGAAGAAGAGCUAUUUACUUUCAUGCAUUGAUUUAUUUUUGUUUGUUUUUUUCAAUUCCUUUCUUAUUUUUACUUCCAGUUUGAAAUGUAAUUGCAUGUGUUUUACAAAGCUUGGUGAAGAGAAUUUUGCCAUCAAGAUUAUUGUAUUUACUGUCUUCUGCAUCUUAUGGUUGACAGAUUUUAAAUGUCAUGUGCUGGUUGUACUGGUGCAGUGACCCCUGAAAAUUAGUGUUGACUUGGCUGCUGCCUGUGAAGUCUGUCUUGUGCUUGUUGUUGGGCUGUCUAAUGCUUACAGUAGGAAGUACCAUUAUUUUAAAGCUAUAAUAUGUUGGUCUUAAUAGGUGAUUUUGUCUUUGUGUCUGUUUUUUUCUUUGUUUUUUUUAUUAUUGUUUUGUCUAUUCUGUAGCAUUGCUUUUAGUGUAAAAAUAAUUUAUACUUUUACUGGUUUUGUUGUUGUCAUGUUUUUUUUGUGUCUGAAAUGUAUUUAAAAAACGGGGAAAAUGUGCAGUUUUAUAGUGAUGUGAAACAAUAGCUCCACUCUGUAGUGGGAGGUAAUCAAGCCUGUCUCAGAGAUGUUGAGUGUAACGACAAACAACCAUGUUAAAUGUGUUUUUGUCACAGUGCCAGAAAUAAUCAGAUGGUUUAAACUGAACUCCUGCCAUGAGGACGUUUUCAUUUUUCCUGAGGUGAAAUACCGCUGAAUGUAAGCUCUGAAAUGUGAUACUGUGAUGACGCCACAGUAUCACAUUGUGACAGUCCCACUUGUGUAACUGAACAGGGUCAUUUUUCCCUCACUGUAGUUUUCUCUGUGUCUGGGUAUGUUUAAAAAGCUCGACCUCGAGGAGAAUUUGCCGAGAUUACGCAGUUUAAGCGCUGAAAUAUUAAUCGUUGUUCUUUUUGCAGUCGGUGGAGGAGCACUUUGCUGUGUGUUGGGUCUGUGUGACAUCACAGCCUCAGGUUUCCAGUAUUUUGGUUUGAAAUAGAGUUGUUAUGUACCAUAAACUAAAGAAUAUUUAUAAGCCAUAAAAUAAAUAUGUAAA